Zychaea mexicana is the source of this 1955-nucleotide messenger RNA. Its product is annotated as magnesium transporter NIPA-domain-containing protein. The record is from RefSeq and is a predicted model, not a curated record. Lineage: Eukaryota; Fungi; Mucoromycota; Mucoromycetes; Mucorales; Lichtheimiaceae. Bases 70 to 1626 code for a protein of 518 amino acids. Gene Ontology annotation, biological process: magnesium ion transport. The transcript is spliced from 8 exons. Gene Ontology annotation, cellular component: membrane. Gene Ontology annotation, molecular function: magnesium ion transmembrane transporter activity.
UUUUUUUUUUUUUUUGCUUCUUUUUCAUUUUACUCCCAUUCAAUAUAUUUAUUUUUCUUUUCACUCGCCAUGAGCACAUUGCGCUUACUUGGCCGAGAAAUCACUGCUGAGACUGACACUCUUAUUGGCGUUCUUCUCUCUAUAUGUGGCAAUAUUCUUAUAUCCUUUGCCUUGAACAUUCAAAAACUAGCACAUAAUCGACUUUCAGACGAAGAGGAUAAUAAAAGUAGUAAUAAUAAUAAACGUGACAUUCUUCCAUCGGCAUCGUCGCGAAGAUCUUCACACUCAUCUUCUUGCUCGGACCAUGCAGUCGCCGCCCCUGGAAAGCAGCAUUUGUAUUCCGACACUCAGAUAAAAGCGAAUGAUGGAUGCAUCGAGUGUGGCGAUCAUAACCAUCACACUGAUAAUAGUAAUGCAACCACUCAAUAUCUCAGAUCCAAAGUGUGGUGGCUAGGCAUUAUAUUGCUUGGCAUUGGCGAAAGUGGCAAUUUUAUUGCUUAUGGAUUCGCUCCCGCAUCCACAAUCGCUCCACUUGGCACGACGACUUUGAUAUCAAACACAAUUCUUGCACCACUGCUUCUCGACGAGUCUUUCCGCAAGCAAGAUUUCUUUGGUGUCUUGUUGGCUAUGCUAGGUGCUGCCGGCGUUGUAUCCAGUACAAAACACAGAGAGACCAAGCUGUCACCUGAAUUGGUUGCUGCAGCGCUCAUGCAACCACGUUCCAUCAUAUUCUACAUUGUAUCAGGCGGUCUCAUUAUCUUACUCACCGUUGUAUCGCCCCGGUACGGCUCGAAAAACAUACUGAUCGACCUGGGUUUGGUGGCACUUUACGGCGCCUAUACCGUCAUUGCCACCAAAAGCCUCUCCUCCAUGCUAAAUAUUACAUUGUACAAACUCUUCACUUAUGCCAUUUCAUACAUUCUACUCGUCCUUUUAUUCUACACCGCCAUUCUACAGAUCAAAUACCUUAAUAAGGCAAUGCAGCGAUACGAUUCGACUGCCGUUAUUCCUACCCAAUUCGUAUUAUUCACCCUAUCAGCCAUUGCAGGAAGUGCCGUUAUUUAUCGAGAUUUCGACGACGAUGAUCCCGCGGAUCUUGCCAGAUUUGCAGCAGGAUGUCUUACCGAGUUUUUGGGAAUAUAUCUGAUUACAUCAGGUCGACACGCAUCAAAAUCCUCUUCUUCUUCUGCUGCUGUGGUGGAUGAUGGCAAUAAUCAUGUUAAAGGAUGGCAGCAGCAGCAGCAGCAACACCCAUCUAGCACUCCUCGACAUGAUGAUAUCACCACUGUGAACAUGAACAACAACAGUAAUGAUCCACCCUCCAUAUCCGUUCGACCAUCAACACCUUGCUCCAUUUCAUCAUACAUUUCUUCAGCAUCAACAUCAUCAAGGGGUCAUAAAGGCAGAGGAUUGGCCGAGACAACACCGCUCCUAUGCGACCGUGCUCGUAUGAUAGUUGACGACGAUGAGCCUUACCAUAGCAGUGUAUCCAGUCAUCAUUCCAUAAGGAGGCAAGGUUCCAUGUUUUGUGGCAUAUCGCUCCAUUCACAAUUAGCCGGAGGCAGGAUGAGUGAUGAUGAGCGAUUGCCCACAUCCGAUAACACUACACCUGAUACCCGACGCUAAACCAUCUAUUACGGCCGAACAUGGAUGGUGAUAUGCGUGAGAGAGAGAUAUAUACCAAGAACAAUGACACACUGUACCAUAACACUUAUUAACUGGAUAUGGAGGAAGCGAGCGGUGUCAUUCCAUCAUUUCUCAAUCUACUAUCCACCUAUACACACACCCAUUUUGAAAACCGACAAACAUCCAUUACUUUCUUAUACACACAUCUUCAUUGUAAUACUUUCGCAUUUUGCAUGUUGAUAUAAUCUUAAUGCUGUUUUGAGUGUAUUCUUUUCUCAAACGCGCAUCCAACAAUUUUGAAAGUUAAGAAGACAAACAAACAAAAAAUC